Messenger RNA from Sparassis crispa, 525 nucleotides. RefSeq names its product putative kinetochore protein. NCBI's taxonomy places the organism in Eukaryota, Fungi, Basidiomycota, Agaricomycetes, Polyporales, Sparassidaceae. The record is from RefSeq and is a predicted model, not a curated record. The coding region runs from base 1 to 525 and encodes 174 amino acids. The transcript is spliced from 3 exons.
AUGGAUCCCGGUGAGGACUACCUCACCAUCGCCGCUGCCGAGGAGCAGAUGAUCCUCACCAGGGAUGAGCGGCAGAAGGAUCUUGAGGAUGCACAUGCGAAGAUGCGGUCGCUCGCGCGUGUUCUUGAAGCUGCACGUGUGUCCUCAACCCGCCCGUCAACCGUUCCCUCCGUGGAAGCCCAUGCGCGGACGCUGAACGACCUCGACGCGACGCGGCUGCAGCUCGCGAAGGCGAUCAAUGACGCGGAGGGCGCGCUCGCGAGCAAGGAGGCUGAGCUCGCGCGGCUCAAGGACGAGGCACGGGCCCUGGAGGAGGCUGACUCCGCUGCUGAGCACGAUUUGGACGCGACCGCGUUGCGGUUGGCAAUGUACAAAGGCCUAGGGUUUGAACCGGUGAUGGACAAGGAGGGGCAUGUGUCGAAGAUGCUCAUCCGUAUGCCUUUCCCCUCCCUGCAAGUACUGUAUGGGUUCUCAUCAGUCAUUCAACGUACGCAGGGUCAGAAUCGGGCGACGUUCACUGCGUAA